AAGAGGUAUCAUAAGAGAGUGAGUGCGGGACUACUUAGUGCGUCGGCGGGGAGGGCGGGCGGUCGCGCGGCCGCAUGUUUAUUCCCCGAGAGCAAAAUGAAGAAGCAACAGCAGAGCCAACUCUGAGCCCACGAUGGAUCUUAUUUCUCCGAGCGACCCUGACUUCUCUACACUCGUUGACUCCAGGAUGUCCUGUGGUGCAAGUGCAUGCGAUUGCAGUGACUCUAUGGACAAUAUCAGUGUUUUGCCAAAUAUUUACAAGGAACUUAACGCAGCAGCCUGUGUCUCCGUCGAGAGCCUGCCUUUGAAGUGUCGUUCGCACUCUCUUUGUGGUGAUACUUUUCGUCAGCACUCAUUUUGGAGAGCUAAGUGGACGGAGAGAUAAGGGAGCCCCAUGCCACGAAACUCCAAAUACAGACUAAGUAAAAUGGAAGUGUGGAUGUCCUCUUUACCUGGCAGGAGGCCAGGAAGUAACUGGUUUCAACAGAACAGAAAGGCUCCUACCAUGAACCCUCAGGUCACUCUGCAUAUGGAUAUGCACCCUCCAGUGCUUGACACCUCAAGGCCAAAACCACCACUGCCCAACAAGGAUAUGGCCCAGGGUGCAAGCAUGAGAAAGCCAAACCAGUGGUGGAAUUCCUUACGCAAUAUGUAUCAAUCCUUUUGUGCUGGGUCAACUCCUGUAACCUGGGUUAACCCAGACAUGAUGAAUGAGCUUCCAUCAGUAACCUACAGUCAGCCUUACAUCCCGGAGAGCCAGUUUCUAACUAUGGAGCCAGAUGGAAAUGGAAAUACUGGUGGGUGCCUUUGGUAUGCUGCUGCUCCUGAAGGAUCACAGCUGCAGUUCAUGGACCCCUUGCAUGUCUGGCAACAGAAAUUUGUCUUCCCAGUAGCUCACCCACAGCCUUGUUUCCCAAAUUUCCCUAAUAAGAAAAGCAAACCAAGCCAGCCUCUGAAUCCAGAAGCAAAGGAGUGGAUUCCCAAAGAAAUGCGAGGGAAAAAUGAAUUAAGCCCUUCCUCUCAGGGCUGUUUCUCAUCUGCUGAAGAUUCUUGUGGCAGAUCGCCUUCAAUUAAAACCUCUCUUGAUUCUACCGUUUGUCAAGAUUUUUGUGAAAUAACGGAAAAUGAAAUUGCUGCUAUUCGUAACAAUGAUGGAAGUGUUAAGGCUUGUUCAGUUUCUUCAGCAUUCCCAAAACAGCAGGAUGACCAAAUAAAUUUUACAGAAAAGUCUCGUUGUGAUAAGCCUGUGAUAAAAACAGAUGAAAGUAACACCACCAAGUCUUCAUCAGUAGAAAAUAAGAAUACAGGAAAUACUCCAGUUAGUUAUGCUGUUGUUGCCAAGAAGGUUUUAAGCUCACCAGAACCACCAAGAGCAAAAUCUCCAAAUGAAAAGACAAAAUCAGCAGGAGUUGAUCAGCCCCUUCCCAAAAUUUUCCUAAAAGAUAAGAAGUACCCAAAAGAAAAAGCAGCUCCAUUAAUGGAAAAAAGCGUACACACACUUCCAUUUAAAACUGCUAACAAAGUACAGAAGAAAAAUAGCAGGAAAUUCUUAAAUGAGUUAAAAGCAUUGGCUCAUGCUGAAAGUAGUGAUUGCGGUUCUUUAGCCAGUGAAAGUAGUUUUGGUUCUCCAUGCAGUGAUGGUUUUCCUCAAAGAAUAUGCCAUGGAAACAUUUUGGCUCCUUGUGGUUCACAGUCUUGGGAAAAGUUAAAGGAUAUAUGUGCUCCAGAAUCAAGGAGCCCCAGGACACAGCGCAGCAACAGUGAGUGUAGUUCCAGUAAUAGCCGUAUACGCAGUACUAGUGAGUCUAGUGUGGCAAGUGUAGAUAGUAUCAACAUUGAGUUUGAAGAUGAAGUUGACAAAAAUAAUUCAUUGAAUAAUGUUUGUAUUAUUAGUGAAAAUUGCCAACCAAAGUGCAUUGACAAUACAAAGUUGUCAAAUAGUGUUCUUGCCCAUAUUUUAGGUCUUAACGACUGUAAAAGUGAAGAAUCUGAUGAAGAAUGGGAUGACUCAGAUAGUGACUGGGAUGAAGUACAAAAUGAUAGUACUGGCCUAGAUGAUAGUUGGGAAACAUUUGGCCUUGGUCUUACUAUUCCAGUAGCCUCUUUUAGCCUUAACAGUGAAAAAAAGGAUACUGACCAAGGAUCAAGCUUGAAUGCAGAGAAAAACUGUGAUAUUUUGGAUGAAGAGGAGGAUGCAUUUACCUGCAAUUUAGCUGAUGUGAAUAGGCGUUGGAAUGAAGAAAUUGAGAAAGACAUUUCCACAAAGACUGAAAAACGUGUUAAUUUUGGAGCAGUGAAAGUGCACCCUAUGGUCACUUGGGCACAUGCCUAUCAGCAGGCAAGAAGAGGACCGUGGGAACAGUAUGCACGAGAUGCAGCACGUUUCAGUCGUCACAUAGCGGAUUUAGAGCCUGUUAUUUCACAUGUGUUACAAGAAGGACACAGACAGGAAGUCUAUCGAAAGCUUUAUGGGGAUUCCUCUAGCUAACAGUACCUUUUAUCUAGUCCAACAUUAUUUAAUAGAGGCUCAGCAAAAGGAUGAAGUUAUUUGUUGGGAGAUAAAUUUUGUAAUUUACUUUUGUUUCAAAAUUUGCAUUGUAUAAAAUUAGACAGAUUUUGUAUUAUUUUUUCCAUAUUUUAUAUAUUAAAUAGCAGGUGCUUCUAAAGAUGGCUUCAUAAUUUAGAGAUAUGUUUGUUAAGUAGUCCAGUCAUAGGGCUUUUUCAUGCAUAGUAAACUGGGUUUACUUCUAAAGGACUUUCUUGAUUGGUAUCUUUGAGAAGCUUGAUCAGAAUUUUUAAAUGGUAAGUGAUUUCAUCAUUGAAAGUUAUGCAUAUGUGAAUAUUAACUGAUGUGCACAUGCACGGAAGUAUUUCUUUGUUUAAUGUAUUCUCUUGCAUUCACUUUAGUUUUUCAAUAAGAUAUAUAGAUUUUGAAGGACUAAUUUUUAUUACCUGUAAUUUUUUUGGUUUGUAGUAAAUGACAAGUUAUGUUAAAGUUGACCAGAAACUUUAGCAUACAUUGUUAAAGUAUACAAAUCAGAUAUGGAUGGUGCUGAUGUUGAUACAUUUCAUUUGAAACUUUUCCCACUUUUUUUUUUCCAUGUAAACUGGAAAGGAUACAUUUUCAUUAUAUAUAAACUGUUAGGAAUUCUAACAACGUUGGAUCACUGUAGGACAGCAAUUUAAAUACUUGGAUUUUCUGUGUAUGAUCAUGACCCAUUGUACUAUUUGAUAUUUAGAAAUGCACUAACUCCAGACAAAGCAUUCUUCAUCCUCUUUGCUUGGCUGAUAUAUUCAUCUUGUUAUUAUAAUUAUGCUCUCAGGAAGGAUUCAAUAACUGUGUAUGAGAGUAGUACAUUUUUAUAUUCUUCAAAAUACUUUAUAAAUCAUGUUAAAUAUAUAUAUAUAUCUGUU
Penaeus chinensis is the source of this 3414-nucleotide messenger RNA. RefSeq lists its product as uncharacterized. NCBI's taxonomy places the organism in Eukaryota, Metazoa, Arthropoda, Malacostraca, Decapoda, Penaeidae. Gene Ontology annotation, biological process: response to endoplasmic reticulum stress. The coding region runs from base 395 to 2488 and encodes 697 amino acids. Gene Ontology annotation, cellular component: protein phosphatase type 1 complex; endoplasmic reticulum. The transcript has 3 exons. The record is from RefSeq and is a predicted model, not a curated record. Gene Ontology annotation, molecular function: protein phosphatase regulator activity.